Messenger RNA from Macrosteles quadrilineatus (aster leafhopper), 525 nucleotides. RefSeq names its product mediator of RNA polymerase II transcription subunit 9-like. Bases 33 to 389 code for a protein of 118 amino acids. Gene Ontology annotation, cellular component: mediator complex. Gene Ontology annotation, molecular function: transcription coregulator activity. NCBI's taxonomy places the organism in Eukaryota, Metazoa, Arthropoda, Insecta, Hemiptera, Cicadellidae. Gene Ontology annotation, biological process: regulation of transcription by RNA polymerase II. The transcript is spliced from 3 exons. The record is from RefSeq and is a predicted model, not a curated record.
GUCAGCUUGUAUCUGUCAAGUCAAAUAUUGAUAUGGAUGUAAUUAAUGAACAGCAAGAGCAAACCAAUUCAGAAUAUAAACCAAUCACUGUAGAAAAUCUUGAUGUUGAUUUUCUCCCUAUUAUAUAUGACAUUAUUAGAAGUGUGGAACGAGACCCCCAUGAUAAUGCUCAGAAAAAUUCCCAGUCCCAGGACAUAAGCCAAAAGGUUAUCGAGCUUCAUAAAAAGUUGGAAGUUGCCAAAGAACAAAUCCGCAGACUUCCCGGAGUUGAAUAUAGCAAAGAAGAACAACUCGAGAAACUUGAAACUUUACGAAAACAGUUGCGAUUGAAGAGGGAACUUCUUCAGAAGUAUAGGAAUAUGUACUUACUUGACUUCCUAAAGCCCUAGAUAUUCUUUGGAUAUGAUAUUUCGUUUUCUUCUUCGUUAUCUGGCAAAUAACGAACAAUUAGUGAACAAACUAGCCGACUCGUAUCCUAUCAGAAGAGCAGCCAGAUUCUUCAUCAAGUUCAUAACUCAAACUAAA